AGAUUUGUUUCUCGUAGCAGCGACGCGAUGAUACGAUCACGUCAUAUGAACAAUGAUGAUGAUCAUGCGUUAUCGGUUUCGGCAUAUUCGUAGUGGGCAAUUCUUCUUUUAUCUGAAUGCAACUGUGCGCAUGUGCGUGAAAAGUUUCUGAUUAAAUUCGUUUUUUUUUCUUUCUUUCUUCAACGAACAAAAAAGAAAACAACACAGAAAUAAUCCAUUGAAGGAGAGCAACCAUUUUAAUAUGUAAUUUUUUGUUUGUUUACAGUGAAUAGAUAAAAAGACAAAACACUUCUCAGAAUGAACUAAAGUGAUUGCUGAUUUAAAAAAAAUAUAUAUGUAUGUAAAAGGCGCGAAACGGAGAAGAAGCAAAAGAAACGAAACGAAAAUAAAAAAAAAUAAACAAAACCCCUGCAAUCGAAAGUGAAUCGUAAAAAUACCGUUGAACCAACAAGUGAAUGAAAUCUUCGACAAACCAAUCGCUAUUAAAAAAUCUCGAGCACUGAGCGCACGAACGAGUGAAUGUGUAUGUGUUUUGUUUUAUAAAAGCCUCCGAACGCACCCGCCCGCUCGCCCGAAGCCAAUCAAUUGAAAUUGAGCUAAAAAUACAAUGUGCUCAUAGUUACUUCAAACACCAAAACAAAAGUUGUAAUUCUAAUUGAUUUCUAAUCGUGAACCACGAAAUAAGAGCACACAAAAUUGGGAGCAAAGAGAAUGCAGGCUGUCAAGUUAGAAAUGGCUCGUGAUUCAGCGGUUGGAAGAGAGCGUAUUCUGGUUGUACCGAGCAGCCUGGCGCUUGACAACUCAACAACCAAUCAACAUGCCACCAGUGCACAAAACGAUCUCAAUCAACAAAUUCUUGAGCUGAAAAAGGAGCAGGAAUUGCAGAAGCAAAUGCUUUGGCAUACAUUUCAGGAGAAAAACAAACAGUUGGAACUUCAGCAUAAAUGGCAACUCGAACAUAAGUUUCAGUCUGCGGCGUAUUCAAAUGGCGUAUUGCAGGAAUUGCAUGAGCAACGUAUAGCCGCUCUUGAGGAGCAACAACAACGCGAACAACGUGAACAACGAGAACAGCGUGAACAACGCGAACGACGCGAACGUGAGGCAAUCGUUCGUCGGAAAGAGAAUUCAUCCAGUGCCAAUGCUAGUCCAGAAGUUAAGCAAAAAUUGCAAUCAUUUAUCAUCAGCAAGAAGCAAAAUGCUUCAUCAAAUGGUCUUGCUUCUGCCGCGUCGCCAUAUCGAAAUUGGGGUGUUGUCAAAAGUUCAUCGGGCGAAUCGUUACCAGCUGGUGUUCUGCCAAGCUCCCACCCAUAUAAAAUACCUCAACAGCCGCCACCAACUAUAUCGAAAUACGAUCCCGAUUUUCCACUGCGCAAAACAGCAUCCGAGCCCAAUUUAUUGAAGAUACGUUUGAAACAAAGUGUUAUUGAGAGAAAAGCUCGCGCCGGAUCAUUGGCCGCACGACGACAAGAACGUUUGCUAAUUGCUGCUCAACGUCGACUAAAGCAACAUCAAAGCUCUCUAAUUGGACCAAAUUGUUCAUCAACAGAUUCAGGUCCGAAUUCGCCGCCAACAUUGACCGGAAGCCGUGGCUCACCCACCAGUGCGACGAUUCAAGAGGAAAAUGAGGAUCCAAACUAUCAUGCUGGCCGAGAUAGUAUUAACGAUUUGUCGUUGUAUACAUCACCAAGUAUGCCUAAUAUCAGUCUGGGACGGCCGCAUCUACCAAACGCACACAGUCACGCUUAUGGAAUUCAUUCAAUUCUACGAACACCGUCGCAAACAAUGCUAGCCCCACCGGGAGCACCGUAUUUUAUUCCGACCAUGGAACAUGGUGAUGUACCGCCAGCCCACAGUGGAAUUCACUUGGCCCAAAUGGCGGGUUUGCAUCCGAUUCCAAUGUACAGCCAACCAAUCACCGAUGCUCAAGUUGCACUCGCUCGCUUGCAUAAGCAAGGCCAUCGGCCAUUGGGUCGAACUCAAUCAGCUCCACUUCCACUUGGCCAUCCGAUGCUAACGGGUGCUGCUGCCCUGAACAUUGCUCAAACACACUAUGAAAACAGUGAGGCUGAACGACAGGCAUACGAACAACAACACUUGCAAUUGACACAAAAGAUCCGGCAAACGGUGUUAACGCGAAGCGGACGCGCCGAAUCGUUCAAAGAAGAAGAAGAUGCUGUCAUCGAUUUAACCGAUAAAAAGCAACCACCGAAACCUAUACCAACAAGCACCGUGAUUUCGUCUACUCUCAAUCCACCGCCGGCCAUAUCGCCCGAAGAACGAUUACGUGAUCAGGAAUAUUUGCAGCAACAACGUGAGAUACUCAUCCGUCAAUCGAUGCAGUUGUCUGUUGACGAUCCAUUCUUGAUGCGGAAUCUCAGUCGACCUUUAUCUCGAACGUUAUCGAGUCCUUUGGUACCGCUUGGACAACCAAAUCUUUGCGGCAUUCGUGAUACCGGCCAAUCGUUAUCGCUCGACAAUCCAAUCAAUUUGACACAUCGACGCCACAUUACGGAGAACGAACACAAAAUCACAACCGGUCUUGCAUUUGACAACACAAUGCUGAAGCAUUCGUGCAUUUGUGGAAAUAAUUCAUCGCAUCCCGAGCACAGUGGUCGGCUGCAAAGUGUAUGGGCUCGGCUGGGUGAAACUGGAUUGGCGAAUCGAUGCGAUCGUUUGCGAUCACGCAAAGCCACACUCGAUGAAAUUCAAACGGUGCACACGGAAAACCAUGCCAUGCUAUUCGGUUCGAAUCAAUUGAAUCGCCAAAAAAUGGAAUCAUCACGAACGAGUUUUGUGCGGCUCGCAUGCGGUGGUGUUGGUGUCGAUUUGGACACCACAUGGAAUGAGAACUAUACCAGUGCGGCUGCAAAAAUGGCAGCUGGAUGUGUUAUCGAUUUGGCAUUUAAAACAGCGAAACGUGACAUUGAAAAUGGUUUUGCCGUCGUUCGCCCACCAGGUCAUCAUGCUGAGCCAGAUUUAGCCAUGGGAUUCUGUUUCUUCAACUCUGUUGCAAUUGCUGCGAAAUUGUUGCGUCAGCGUUUGCCAAAUGAAAUUGGAAAAGUUCUGAUCGUCGAUUGGGAUGUACAUCAUGGUAAUGGUACGCAGCAAGUAUUCUACGAGGACAAUAGCGUUUUGUAUUUAUCAAUACAUCGACACGAUGAUGGAAACUUCUUUCCGGGCACUGGUGGUCCAACUGAAUGCGGUGCUGGAAUCGGUGUUGGAUUCAAUGUUAAUGUCGCAUGGUCGGGUGGGUUGAAUCCAGCGUUGGGCGAUGCCGAAUACUUGGCCGCGUUUAGAACGGUUGUAAUGCCAAUUGCUCGUGAAUUUGCACCCGAUAUCAUUCUCGUUUCGGCCGGGUUUGAUGCUGCCAUCGGUCAUCCACCACCAUUGGGCGGUUAUGUGGUGUCACCAGCUUGUUUCGGUCAUUUAGCACGUGAAUUGAUGCAAUUGGCUGAUGGUAAAAUCGUUCUGGCCCUUGAAGGUGGUUAUGAUUUGACCGCAAUUUGUGAUUCAGCCCAAGAGUGCGUGAAGGCUUUACUUGGCGACGAACCAUCACCCAUACCUGAAGUUGAGCUAUCGCGUGCACCGUGUCAAAAUGCAAUCGACACACUGCAGAAAACUAUUGCUAUUCAGAUGUCACAUUGGCCAUGCGUAAAACGUUUGGCCCACACCGUUGGAAUGUCAGCUAUUCAAGCACUGAAAUGUGAACGAGAGGAAUCAGAAACGUUAACCGCAAUGGCUGGUCUCUCAAUGCAGCCACCAGCGAAUCGUGGUUCGCUUUCGCGUGAAGAAUCUGAUGAACCGAUGGAACAAGACGACGCAAAAUGAAUGAAAAAAAAGCAUCGACGAAAAAUUGAUAAUUGCGCAAAUUGCGAUAACAAACGAAAAUUGAAAGAAUGAAAAAAAAAAACAAAAAUUCUCAUACCUGCUGGACAUGUUUUGAUUUGGAAAUGUGUAAAUGAUGUUGAGUUUAUAUUAGAGAUCGAGGAAUUAAUGCAUACAACUAUUUUGAAUAUAGAAUAAUUGUGAUUUUAAAUGUAUGUUCUUAACAAUUAACGUGAUUAAGUUUUAAAUAAGAGAGACAGGCGGUGCAAGAGGCACACAGCUGAAGAGAAUUAGAUGAAAUGAGAAUGUGUGUGAGUAGGGGAGGGGGGGGGGGGUAGCAAAGAAUGAAGCGUGUGACAUUUUGAAAUGUAUGUGCUAUGCACAUAAUUUAUGGUCGCCGGAGUUAGGAACAGCAAAAAAACGAUAAUUUCUACAUAAAUGCAGGGACACAAAAGACGCAAGACUAAGUUUGCCUAAUAAAAGACGAAGCAAUCCGCACUUUAUCAUCUCGAUAACGUAGUGUAUGAUUUGAACUGGCAUUCCGACCCAAAUGAAAUCCAUUCGAUUGAAAACAAAGAGAAAGAAGAGAAAAAACAACAACGGAAAACGAGCAAAUUAUUUAAAAAAUGAACUGGUUUCAUUUGGCAGGUGAAGCCAUUGUGUGGUGUGGUUUAUCGGGCAAAUAGUUUCUUGUGUUUUUUCUAUUUAUAUUUUAUUAAAAUGACAAACCGAAUUAAAGUGAAAACCGCACUCACACACACACACACACACACACACACGAUUCAACCAAUUGUAUAUAAUAUAUAUUUAUUGUGCAAAAAAAAGAGAGUAUAAAACACUAAUGUUUAUGUAUAAAAUACAAUUAUCCGCUUGAGAAACAA
Molecule: messenger RNA, 4706 nt
Organism: Sitodiplosis mosellana (orange wheat blossom midge)
Lineage: Eukaryota; Metazoa; Arthropoda; Insecta; Diptera; Cecidomyiidae
Product: histone deacetylase 4-like
Exons: 14
Coding region: 712-3828 (1038 amino acids)
Biological process (GO): chromatin organization; negative regulation of transcription by RNA polymerase II
Cellular component (GO): histone deacetylase complex
Molecular function (GO): histone deacetylase activity
Source: RefSeq, a predicted model, not a curated record